Molecule: messenger RNA, 2054 nt
Organism: Paramecium tetraurelia
Lineage: Eukaryota; Ciliophora; Oligohymenophorea; Peniculida; Parameciidae
Exons: 5
Cellular component (GO): endoplasmic reticulum; membrane
Molecular function (GO): long-chain fatty acid-CoA ligase activity
Source: RefSeq, a predicted model, not a curated record
GAAAUUAUUUAAAUAUCUUAAAAAUGGGAUAGGGAUCAUCCAAAUUUUACGCAGUUCCAGUGGGAGAGAAGAAAGAUGGAGAAAGUCAUGUCUAUAGAAAUCCAAAUAAUACUCAUAAGCUUCUAGAUAACUUUGAAGGAGAAACUACAGUUUAAGGAAUUUUCUUAAGAUCUUGCCAGAAAUAUCCAAACAAUAGAUGCUUGGGCAAGUAGGUAGUCACGGGAGAGAAUAGUAGACAUUAUGUUUACAAAACCUAUCUUGAAGUCAGAAAUGUUGCAGAAUAGCUUGGGUCAGGUAUAAAGAAUUUGAAUUUGAUUCCAAAUCCAGUGAUGUAUGAGGGAUAGGAAUUGAGAAUGAUAGGAAUAUUCUCGAAAAACAGAGAAGAAUGGCUACUUCUUGAUAUAGCGAAUACAUUGUAUGGAAACACAAUGAUUCCCUUAUAUGAUACAUUAGGAUUGGAAAGUAUUCCUUACAUUCUAGAGCAAACUUAGCUAAGCACCUUAUUCAUUUCAAGUACUAGUGUGGAAACUCUUUUAAAAGUAAAAGAGUGUCAUGCUCUAAAGUUUGUCGUCACAUUUGAUGAAUUACCUUAAGAUAAGGUUUAACAGUUUAGCGAUAAAGGAAUAAAAGUAUUUAAUUAUGAAGAAGUAUUGAAUGCUGGAAAGGAGAAAAUUCAUCCACUUGCCGAAGUACAUGGAAAUGACAUAUUCACAUUCAGUUAUACAUCAGGAACUACUGGAAUGCCAAAAGGUGUUAUGUUAAGACAUUUAAAUUUUGUCACAGUAGCAGGAGGAGUUGUUUAUUAGGGAAUUUAACUAUAUCCAACUGAUGUCUAUUUGAGUUAUCUACCAUUGCCUCAUGUGUUAGAGAGAGUUGUAGUAACAGCAUUACUUGGAUUUGGCUGCACAAUCUGUAUGUAUGGCGGAGAUGUAUUAAAAAUCUCUGUUGAUAUUUAAUUGGUAAAGCCAACUAUUUUUGUGAGCGUUCCUAGAUUGUAUAGAAGAUUGUACAAUGCAAUUAAAGAAAAGGCAGAAAAGGUAGAAGGAUAUAAAAAAACUUUAUUUGAAAAGGGGUUAGCCAGCAAGAUGUAUUAUUUGUAAAAUGGAGGACAUGUUUAACACAAAGUUUGGGACAACUUAGUAUUCAAAGCAACAAAAGAAGCAUUUGGUGGUAGAGUCAGAUUAAUGUUAUCUGGAUCAGCACCAAUGUCACCUGAAGUAGUAGAUUUCUUGAAAUGUGUUGUGUGUGCUCCAUUCCUUGAAGGAUAUGGUCAGACUGAAGGAUGUGGUGGUUCUUUCAUUAGUAGAGCUGAUGACCCUAUUAGUGGACAUGUUGGAGGUGUCUUCUCAAACAUCGAAUUUAAAGUUGUUGAUGUUCCAUAAAUGAACUAUUUUAGCACUGAUAAAGAUGAACAAGGAAGACCCACUCCUAGAGGAGAAAUCUGCAUUAGAGGAAAUGGAUUGUUUGCUGGAUAUUACAAAGAACCUGAAAAAACAAAGGAAAUGAUUGAUGCUGAUGGCUGGAUGCAUUCUGGAGACAUUGGAUUGAUCAGACCUGAUGGAUCUUUAAAGAUUAUUGAUAGAGUUAAAAACAUUUUUAAGUUAAGUCAAGGUGAAUACAUUGCUCCAGAAAAAGUGGAAGGAGUCUAUCUGAAGGUUAAAGGAAUUGCUGAAGUAUUUGUCUAUGGAGAUUCAACCAAAAGCUUUUGUGUAGCUAUUAUUGUUCCUGAAAAACCAUUUGUCUUAGACUUAGCAAACACAUUAGGAAUCUAAGGUUCAUUUGAAGAGUUGUGUGCAAAUGAUAAAGUAAAUAAACACUUUUUUGAUGAAAUGGUUAAAAAAGGUAAAGCUGAGAAAUUGAAUGGUAUGGAAAAUGUCAAGAAAAUCUACAUAGAACCAACUUCCUUUAUUGCUCAUGGUUUAACUAGUAAUACACUUAAGUUGAUGAGACACAAGGCAAGGGAACAUUUUCUUAAAUAAAUUGAGGCUAUGUAUUAAGGAAGCGAAUGAAUAUGAGAAACACAUGUUAAAAAUACAAUUAUCAUUAUACAGUUU